Molecule: messenger RNA, 360 nt
Organism: Naegleria fowleri
Lineage: Eukaryota; Heterolobosea; Eutetramitea; Acrasida; Naegleriidae
Exons: 1
Coding region: 1-360 (119 amino acids)
Molecular function (GO): calcium ion binding
Source: RefSeq, a predicted model, not a curated record
AUGAAAAAUCGAUCUUUUGCUCCGGAACAAGUCCAACAAUUUAUUGGAGCCUUCUCACAAUUUGAUACGGAAGGAGAUGGCUCUAUCGAUGUGAGACAAGUAGGCCACCUAAUGUUUCUGAUUGGAUUAACACCUUCCGAAGAAGAAGUUACGAAUAUUAUGAAUGAAAUUGAACAAGCCAACGGAGAUUUAAUUCAACGGAAGAGAAUUGAAGAAGCACAAAUGAAUGAAGAAGAAAUGGAAGAGCCAACCAUUCGUAUGGGAUUUAUUGAUUUUCUAAACAAGCUUGAAGAUUUCAAAAACAUUCAUCCCGAACAAUUCGUGGCUAUUGAAUCCAAUAUGAGUGAUGAGCUACAAUAA